Molecule: messenger RNA, 1581 nt
Organism: Nezara viridula (southern green stink bug)
Lineage: Eukaryota; Metazoa; Arthropoda; Insecta; Hemiptera; Pentatomidae
Source: the annotation of a GenBank genome assembly
AUGGCCGCAAGAAUACUGUACGGCAAGCCUUUGGCUUUGCCCGAUACUCCCAUCAUGCAGGAGAUGAUCAACUCUUGCAGGAGGCACGGAGAUCGAGUCUAUUUGGAAGAUGUGAGAACGAAGAAGCAUUCCACCUUCCGCCAGGUGCUGGACAAUGCCGGUGCAAUAAGCUCGACACUGAGGAAACUCGGGCAGGGUCCAGGAAAGGUAGUGCUCAUUUUGAACGACACCUGCGUGGAAUCGAUAACGACCACCUUCGGGAUCUGGCUCUCUGGAGCUGCUUCUACAGCUGUCAAUCCAAACCUACCAACAGAAGAGAUUGUUUACUUCUUGAAAACCUGUCGUAGCGAGGUUAUUUUCUGCAAAGAGGACUAUCUGGACAAGAUAAAGGAUGCAGUUUCAAGUUUGGAUUGGGCGGUUACCAUCAUUUGUCCAAACCGUCAAGAUGGAGUCCUCGAUUAUUACAAAUGUUUGGAAGAAGGAAAUAGUGCCGAAGGGAUCGUACUGGAAGGAUGGUGGACAGGAAAAGACCACGCCUUAGCUGUCAUGUUUACCAGUGGUACAACUGGCAACCCCAAGGGUGUCAUCGUCCGGGAUGAGGCUUUUAUGUAUAACUUCCUCAUGAAAGAUUAUUGGACAGAAAGUUCAAUCCUGAUGCUGACAACACCAAUGUACUGGAUCUCCAACACUCUGGUGACUGCCAUUUCUUCAUGCAUUGGAUGCAAGAUACUUAUAGCAAGUCGAAUGUCUGUUAAGGAGGUCAUGAUAACCAUUACUGAGUACAAGCCCACAGAGUGGUUUACAGGACCAGCCAUUUUGAUAGACAUGUGCCAAGAAGAAAACCUUGACAACUACGACUUUUCCUCUCUUCAAGUCUUGUCUAUCUCGGGAUCAAUUCUCCUGCCUGAUCAUCGUAAAAUGAUCACCAAAAAGAUACUGGGCAAUAGGCACUGCAUCAGGAGCAUGUAUGGCUGCUCUGAAGCCGGUAUAAUCAGCUUCGACCAAACUAUACCCGAUAUUGAUUCACCAAAACUAGCCAGCAUUGGAAAAGUAGCUAAAGGGGCAGAACUAAAAGUAGUAGAUCCUGAGACAGGAAAAAUUCUACCUCCAUUCGCCAUAGGAGAAUUAUGCAUCAAGUCUCCUUCAGUUCUAAAACAGUAUAUCAACAAGGAAAUUACUAAUGAAGAUAUGGACAAGGAUGGUUUUUGGCAUUUAGGAGACCUUGGCUACUAUGAUGAUGAAGAAUAUCUGUUCUACAGUUCCAGGCUGAAGGACGUAAUGAAGUACCGAGGACAACAGAUAGCUCCUGCUGAACUGGAGAAUGUCCUGCAGAGGCAUCCUGAUGUCAUUGAGUCUUGUGUAGUAGGGAAAACAUGUCUUGAAUUAGGUGGAGAUCUUCCUGCAGCCUUUGUUGUUAAGAGAUCUGGGUCCAAUCUUACAGAAGAAGAACUCUACAACUACAUCUCUGAGAAUGUAAUUGAUGAGAAGAAACUUAGAGGUGGUAUCUUCUUUGUGGAUAGUCUCCCCAAGAGCUCAGUUGGUAAAAUCUUACGCUAUGAACUAAGGAAGCAGCUCGUUUAA